This is a messenger RNA of Electrophorus electricus (electric eel), 4566 nucleotides long. Lineage: Eukaryota; Metazoa; Chordata; Actinopteri; Gymnotiformes; Gymnotidae. The record is from RefSeq and is a predicted model, not a curated record.
UCUGUGACGACAAGGCCUUACGUGUGUCAUACGUCGAUUCACGUCAUACAGCUUCACUCUACUUCCGGGAAGGGGAACAAGAAACAUCAGAAUGGGACACACGAGUUUAGAAAAAAUCAUCGCACUGCAGAAGAAACCCUCAAACAUCAGAAAUAUAUGCAUUCUGGCUCACGUCGACCAUGGUAAGACAACACUAGCGGAUUGUUUGGUUGCGAGCAACGGAAUUAUAUCCACGCGUCUAGCAGGGAAGCUGAGGUACCUUGACAGCCGUGAGGAUGAGCAGAUCCGAGGAAUCACCAUGAAAUCCAGUGCCAUUUCGUUGCACUUUUCGACAGGGGAAACCGAAUACCUCGUUAACCUGAUCGACUCUCCGGGCCAUGUGGACUUCUCCUCGGAGGUGUCCACCGCGGUGAGGCUGUGCGAUGGGGCCAUUGUCGUGGUGGAUGCGGUGGAGGGAGUGUGUCCUCAGACCCAAGUCGUGUUGCGUCAGGCAUGGCUGGAGAACAUCCGGCCCCUACUGGUCAUCAAUAAGAUGGACCGGCUCAUCGUGGAGCUGAAGCUCAGCCCUCUGGAGGCUUACACGCACCUGCAGAAGAUCCUGGAGCAGGUGAAUGCUGUCACGGGCACGCUCUUCGCUUCCAAAGUGCUGGAGGAGCGAGCGGCGAAGGACACAGAGGAGCAGCAGCCCGCCCCCGGUGAGCAGGUGUACGACUGGAGCGCUGGUCUGGAAGAGACGGACGAUUCACACCUGUACUUCAGCCCGGACCAGGGCAAUGUGGCUUUUGCCAGCGCUAUCGAUGGCUGGGGCUUCAGCAUCCGCAUGUUUGCCCAGAUCUACUCUCAGAAGAUGGGCAUUCGCUCGGAGCUCUUUCUGAAGACCCUGUGGGGGGAUUUCUACCUCAACGCCAAAGCCAAGAAGAUCAUGAAGGGAGCGCAGUCGAAAGGAAAGAAGCCUCUGUUUGUUCAGCUGGUCCUGGACAAUAUCUGGAGUUUAUAUGAUGCUGUGGUCACCAGAAGAGACAAAGAAAAGGUGGACAAGAUGGUGACCUCUUUGGGCAUAAAGGUCAUGGCACGUGACCUCCGACACGCCGACCCCAAAGUGCUCCUGAGUGCCAUCUGUAGCCAAUGGUUGCCCUUGUCCCAAACGGUGCUCUCAAUGGUGUGCGAGAAGCUGCCGGCGCCGACCGACAUUGCCGCGGAGAGGGUGGAGGCUCUGAUGAGCGUGGGCGCACGCCGGUUCGACUCGCUGCCGGAGGAAACCCAGCAGCUGAAAAAAGCAUUCUUGGAGUGUGCGAGUGAAGAUGAGGCCCCGGUCAUCAUAUUUGUGUCGAAGAUGUUCGCUGUGGACUCCAGGGCCCUCCCUGAGAACAAGCAGAGGCCUUUGACUCAGGAGGAGCUUUCCCAGCGCCGGGAGCUGGCCCGACAGAGGCACGCCGAGAGACAAGCAGCCAAUCAGAGCUCCGAAAGCACCGAGACAGCCAUUGGUGGGAGUGGUCAGACAGCAGUCACAGCCAAUGACACCGGUCCAGACGCCGAUGCGCUGUGCGCUCAGACUGAGGCUCUGGCAGCGAAGGCGUCGGUGGAGGGGCCGCGGAGAGAGCACUUUGUGGCGUUUGCACGGGUCUACAGCGGCGUGGCACGUCGGGGGCGGAAGGUGUUCGUGCUUGGCCCCAAAUAUGACCCCGCCCUCGCCACGUUGCCACGCGGCUGUUUCCCGGACGACGCCCCUCCCUCUGUGCCCCACAUGGCCAGCUGCACCCUGGAGCGCCUCUACCUUCUGAUGGGCCGUGAGCUGGAGGAGCUGGAUGAGGUACCAGCAGGCAACGUUCUGGGGAUCGGUGGGAUGGAGGAGUUUAUUCUGAAGUCAGCUACCAUCUCGACCUCUGCAGCGUGCCCUCCCUUCACGCCACUCAACUUUGAGGCCACGCCCAUCGUCAGAGUUGCCAUCGAACCCAAGCAUCCAAGUGAGAUGCAGAAGCUUGUGCAGGGGAUGCGAUUAUUGAACCAGGCAGACCCGUGUGCUGAAGUCUUGAUCCAGGAGAGUGGCGAACACGUGCUUCUCACAGCAGGGGAGGUGCACCUGCAGCGUUGUCUGGACGACCUGCGAGAGAGGUUCGCCAGAAUUGAGAUCAGCGUCUCCGAGCCCAUCGUCCCCUUCCGGGAGACCGUGAUCCGACCGCCCAAAGUAGACAUGGUGAACGAGGAGCUGGGGCGGCAGCAGAAGGUGGCCGUGGCCCGUCAGGCCCGGGAGGAGCAGAGCCGCUACCCGGAGGGCGUGCAGGUGGACCCCAGCGGCUUGGUCGUGCUCACCACCCCCAACAAGCUGGCCACGCUCGGGGUGCGGGCCCUGCCGCUUCCGGACGAGGCCACCAGGCUGCUGGAGGGGAACGCCGAGCUCAUCCGGACCAUGGAGCAGUUCAACCUGAUGGCGCGGGAGGGCAGGACCAUGGAGAUCAGCCCCAAGACGCUGGAGGCCGUCAGGAGCUUUCGGGCGGAGCUGGCGAGCCACCUGCAGGGCCGCAGGUGGAGGGACGCGGUGGACCGCAUCUGGGCGUUCGGCCCCCGCCGCUGCGGCCCCAACCUCCUGCUGAACAGCCUGGAGGGCUACUGCCGCCCGUCCGUGUGGCAGUGUCUGGAGGCUCCGCAGGGCGGCGCGGGCCCCGCCACACCCCUGACCCUCCGGGACUUGGACAGCAGCGUCGUCAGCGGCUUCCAGCUGGCCGCCCUCGCCGGGCCCAUGUGCGAGGAGCCGCUGAUGGGCGUCUGCUUCGCGGUGGAAAGCUGGGAGGUCAGACCGGCCUCGCGGCCCGACCGGCAGGAGCUCGGAUCAGCCGCCCGGGCGGAGGAGGAGGCGGAGGCGCCAGCGGCCGGAGGCGGUCCCGGCAGGCGGCGGGGCGACGCAGCAGGCAGUGGCGGAGGAGACUGCUACGGGCCAUUAUCCGGCCAGCUCAUCGCCGCCACGAAGGAGGCCUGCCGCUACGCCUUCCAGGCCAAAUCCCAGCGCCUGAUGGCUGCCAUGUACACCUGUGAGAUCAUGGCCACGGCAGAGGUCUUGGGCCGUGUUUAUGGCGUUCUCUCCAAGCGCGAGGGCCGGGUUCUGAGCGAGGAGAUGAAGGAGGGGACCGACAUGUUCAUCAUCACAGCCGUGCUGCCGGUGGCCGAGAGCUUUGGAUUCGCCGACGAGAUCAGGAAGAGAACCAGUGGCCUGGCCAGCCCACAGCUCGUCUUCAGCCACUGGGAGGUAAUCCCAAGCGAUCCAUUCUGGGUCCCCACCACCGAGGAAGAGUACCUCCACUUCGGAGAAAAGGCUGAUUCCGCCAACCAGGCGCUGAAAUACGUGAACGCCGUGCGGAGGCGUAAAGGCCUGUACGUGGAGGAGAAGCUGGUGGAGCACGCCGAGAAACAGCGCACCCUCAGCAAGAACAAAUAAGCUCCACCCCCCACCCCCCACCCCCCCACGCACACACACACCCUCUGUGAUAUCACCACAGGGUCCGCAAGGCCAAUGGAGCAGGCCGUGCCAUCAGGAGAGGAACUGCUCAGCCCCUGGACGUAACGCUUGCUUCCUCCACGUUACUACCUUCACAAUGUCACUGAAAAACCCAAUUUUCUGGAGUAGGUUCUGUGUCACACCUGUAAUGCGCUUUCAGAUGUGAAGCAUGGCUCGUUCAAGAACACUCCUCCUUCUCAUUAGUCCCGCAAAGAUGAGCGGCUAAAGUACCGUCAGCCGAGCGGCGUGUUUGUCCCGAGCUGGAGUUCAGGAGGGUUUUAGCGGGUUUUUUGGUUCUGAACGGCCACACUGCUCACAUGUGGUGAGAGUGGUCGGUUGCUGACGGACUGGUUUUUCUCCCUUGCCUCCAGUGUUGGGUCUGGGCUUCAUCUGCGCUCGGCACGAGGUUUAAACGCUUCCAGAUGUGCAGAGGCACUUGUGCAGCACUCCACUUUUGAAACGGAGCUUCCCGCGCGGGGACGUAAAAAGGAGUUCUCUUCAUGCACCCCGGUGGACGUGCCACCUGGUCAGACCUCCGUUUCAGGUGAUGGGGUGUGGGAGGGGACGGAGUCGCAGCCGUGUUUGGAAAUAAUGAGCCUUUUCAGUGCCUGGAUGAGAGAUAGGCUUGCUCCAUUUGCACCAGGCAGUUUAUUCCCUAAUCAGAAAAAGCUGAAACCAAAAGAACCCAGAAACAACAUACCAACAAAAGCAUAGAGACAACAGCCCGCCUCUGUUUCCCCCCAACAGCCUGCCUUAGGCAGCGCGCCACCGGUGCGGUUCGAAUCCCGGCUGUGCCCCAUGGUGCCUGUGUUCUCAGCAGGCGAGCCAGGAGACCGUGUUCCUCCUGUGGAGGCACAGCACAGGAUCCGGCUGGAAGUGCAGCCACACCAUGCCGCACUGAGAACUCUUCCCAGAAGGAGACUUCCGCCAUGCUCCCGGGAAGUAAGCCGGACCGCUGGGAGCUGGAAAGACUGAACCAUCAGGGGGCUUGGGGGGUGCACUGUUUUUAAGAAAUACAAAAUAUCACACAAAAAUCACAAAUAAACGUGUGUCUGAAUAAAUCGUUUUGGAUUACG